CACCAGCCAGAGGGAGACGUUAACACCUCCAGUCAGGAUGAGUUCCCUGACCUCUGACCCUAACCAGACAGACGUCAACACCAUCAUCCGACCCCCUUACUUCUUCAUCAGUGGUUUCAUAGCCAUCCCCGACAUGAACUACUACUACAUCUUCCUCUGUUUUGUUUACAUCAUCUCCCUGGUGGGCAACACCUUCGUCAUGACUGGCAUCUACGUGGACCGCAGUCUCCACAGCCCCAAGUACAUUGCUGUGUUCAACCUGGCCUUCACAGACGUGUGUGAAAGCACGGCCCUGGUUCCCAAGCUGCUGGAUAUGUUUCUGUUCAGCAGACAGCUCAUCUCCUACGACCAGUGUCUCACUAGCCUCUUCUUCGUCUUCCUCUUCAUCACCAUGCAGUCCUUCAACCUCACCAUCCUCUCCUAUGACAGACUGGUGGCCAUCUGCUACCCGCUCAGGUACCACAUGAUGAUCACUCACAGGUCCAUGCUCCAGCUGACGGGGGCCGCCUGGACAUUUGCUGUGUUGAUGGUGUUGAUCUCUGUGUGUCUCAUCACCCGGCUCUCUUUCUGUAGGUCUCUGGUGAUCGACAGCUACCUCUGUGACCACGGUCCCCUGUUCCGUCUGGCGGCCCCCUGUUCUAACGUGUUCCCUAAUCAGAUGAUGGCGUUUCUCAACCCCUGUAUAGUUCUCUAUCUCCCCAUGGUCUUCAUCAUAUCAUCAUACAUCUGUAUAACACACGCCCUGUUCACCAUCACACUGCCCCAGGACAGACUCAGAGCCAUAAAGACAUGUACCUCACACCUAAUACUGGUGGCCAUAUUCUACCUGCCAGUUAUUUUAACAUACCUCCUCCAUUCCCUCAUACCAACCAACGCCCGGAUCAUCAACCUCUCCCUGACCUCGAUACUGCCACCAAUGCUCAAUCCCAUCAUAUACGUUCUGAAGACGGAGGAGUUUAAGGUAUCGGUCAAGAAGAUGCUCAGAAGAGGGUCCCAAAGGGCUGUGACGCAGGUCAAACCAACAUGCAUGGCUCACGAGCAGUCAGUCCUUGUCUCUUCCAAUGCCACAUUCGUCCGUCCGUCAUAUUUCUACAUUAAUGGUUUCGAGAACAUCCCUCACAUCAAAUACUACUACGUGUUCCUGGGUCUGGUCUACGCCGUGACAGUCCUGGCUAACUCCUUCAUCAUGACAGUUAUCUACCUGGCCAGGAACCUCCACACGGCCAAGUACGUCGUAGUCUUCAACCUGGCUGUGACAGACCUGUGUGGGAGCACGGCUCUCAUCCCUAAGCUCAUAGAGACUUUUCUGUUUGAGAAGCAGUACAUCUCCUACGAGGCCUGUCUCAGCAGCAUGUUCUUUGUCUAUGUCUUCAUGACUAUGCAGUCUCUCUCUCUCCUCACCCUGGCCUACGACAGGUUCGUUGCCAUCGUCUUUCCUCUCAGGUACCAUGUUAUUGUGACCAGAACGGCCAUGGUGAUGAUCCUAGUAGUACUGUGGCUGUUCACGCUGGCUUUGAUAUCCUUCACUGUUAGCCUCAUAACUCGCCUCUCCUUCUGUGGCUCUCUGGUGAUAAAGAGCUUCUUCUGUGACCACGGCCCAACCUAUGCACUGUCCUGCAACAACAACUCUCUCAACAACAUCAUGGCUUGGGUCUGUUUCCUGGUGGUAAUGUGUAUCCCCAUCGUACUGAUAGUCCUCACGUAUUUCUGCAUUGCCAUCGCGUUGAUCAGGAUCGCCACGGGGGAGGAGAGGGGUAAAGCCAUGAGAACAUGCACCUCUCACCUAAUUCUGGUGGCCAUCUUCUAUCUGCCCAUGGUGGGUAAUAACAUAGCUGCAGUAGUCAGCUACAUACAUCCUAAUGCCAGGAUCAUCAACAACUCAUUGACCCAGACCUUGCCUUCUAUGUUGAACCCCAUCAUAUACUCACUGAGGACAGAGGAGGUCAUGGAUGCCAUCAGAAAGCUAUACAAAAGGAGCACUGGGAAACUGAACACAAUAAGAAUCGGCACGGACCCAGUCGGCACGGACACAGUCGGCAAGGACACAGUCGGCACGGACACAGUCGGCACGGACCCUGUCGGCACGGACCCUGUCGGCACGGACCCUGUCGGCACGGACACUGUCGGCACGGACACUGUCGGCACGGACACUGUCGGCACGGACACUGUCGGCACGGACACUGUCGGCACGGACACAGUCGGCACGGACACAGUCGGCACGGACACAGUCUUGGGCUGUGGCCCCAAAAAUCUCAGUUGCGAUCCACCAUUUGGGAAAGACUGUUUUAGACACGUUAACCAAUUAUAA
Molecule: messenger RNA, 2308 nt
Organism: Oncorhynchus mykiss (rainbow trout)
Lineage: Eukaryota; Metazoa; Chordata; Actinopteri; Salmoniformes; Salmonidae
Source: RefSeq, a predicted model, not a curated record